GCAACGGCAGCAGCAGCAGCAGUUGACGAUCUGAAUGAGUGGAAUUCGUUAGUUAAUCUGCAGUUGUGUUGGUGGCAUUGGGGCAGGCGCUGUUAUAGUUUUGUAGCUGGAGCAACGUGCGCCAUUGGACAAGGUCAAGCAAGGUCUUUUUGCAUUCAGUCAAAGCAAACCAAACAAACGACGAAAGUGAAAACAAACCAAAUAAAGAAAAAAAAAUGGCACAGCUGAUGAUGAGAAAAGGCGCUUCACUGGCAGCAGCGCGCUUAAGUCCCGUUGCCGGGCAGCGUCGCUGGCAGACCAACAACAACAACAAAAAUGAUUACGAUCUGGUUGUUGUAGGUGGCGGCAUUGUUGGCGCUGCCUCAGCACGUGAAAUCCUGCUGCGUCAUCCGACGCUGAAGAUUGCCGUCCUGGAAAAGGAACCCAAACUGGCGAUGCACCAAAGUGGCCACAAUUCGGGCGUCAUCCAUGCGGGCAUCUACUACAAACCGGGCACGCUGAAGGCCCGCCUUUGUGUCGAGGGACUCCAUCUGGCGUACAAAUAUCUGGAUGAGCAUCAGAUACCCUAUAAAAAGGUGGGCAAAUUGAUUGUCGCCACCGAUGAGAAGGAGGUCAAAUUGCUGGGCGAUCUCCAUGAGCGAGGAAUGAAGAAUAAUGUGCCCGAUUUGCGCCUGAUUGAGGGUGAUCAAAUCAAGGAGGUUGAGCCGUUUUGUCGGGGUGUCAAGGCCCUGCAUAGUCCGCAUACGGGCAUCGUCGAUUGGGGUCUGGUCACCCAGCAUUAUGGUGAGGAUUUCAAGCGUGCCGGCGGCGAUAUUUAUCUUGAUUUCCAAGUCAAAAAAUUCACGGAAUCCGCAAGCGAUGGCAGCGCCGAUUAUCCGGUGACCAUUCAUGGCGGCAAGUCCGGUCAGAAGGUGCGCACCCGCAAUGUGCUCACAUGCGGUGGUCUGCAAUCGGAUACGUUGGCCGAACUGACCGGUUGUCCGCGUGAUCCGCGCAUUGUUCCGUUCCGCGGUGAGUACCUGCUGCUGUCCAAGGAGAAACAACACAUGGUCAAGGGCAACAUUUAUCCGGUGCCCGAUCCUCGUUUCCCCUUCCUCGGUGUCCAUUUCACGCCACGCAUGGACGGCUCCAUCUGGCUGGGACCCAAUGCGGUGCUGGCCCUCAAGCGUGAGGGUUACACCUGGGGCGACAUUAAUCUGUUCGAGCUGUUCGAUGCACUCCGGUAUCCGGGCUUCCUGAAGAUGGCCAGCAAGUAUAUUGGCUUCGGUUUCAGUGAGAUGGCCAAGUCGGCGUUUAUCAAUCUGCAGGUGAAGGCACUGCAGAAAUAUAUACCCGAUAUCAAUGAGUACGAUAUCCAACGUGGACCGGCGGGUGUGCGUGCCCAGGCUCUGGAUCUAAGCGGUAAUCUUGUCGAUGAUUUCGUCUUUGAUCGAGGCGAGGGCAGCGGAGCGCUGGCCAAACAGGUGCUCCACUGUCGCAAUGCUCCGUCGCCAGGCGCCACCAGCAGCUUGGCCAUUGCCAAGAUGAUUGCGGACAAGAUCGAGACGGAGUUCUCCAUUGGCAAGGCCAAGUAAGAUUAGCUCAAUACGACCACCAUCCACUUCUGAUCCGCUCCUUUGCUGUGCAUUUUUGUCCAUCACUCUCGUUUUAUCUCUAUCAAGCAUAAAGUUCCGCUCGCUGUACAAAAAAAACCGAAUCGAAAAUAGUUAUAGUAAAUAUUUUAUGCUUUUUAGAAAGUUAAUUUGCUUUUAUUGUUGUAUCAGUGUUUUUUACAUUUGUAAUUGUUAUCCCUUUUGUUAUCCUUGUUUUCCUUAUACAUAUUGCUAAGCAUUUGUCACUCAUAUUCCACGAUUUUUAGUUAUUAUCUUUUUAUAAACUGCCCUUUCAAUAUUAAAUCAUUUAAAAUCAAUUCGGAUAUUAUAACAAAAUUUCUCACACCAAAGUUGUUCACCAAAAAAGACUAAGAAAAUUGCUUACAAAUAACAAAAAGAAUAAUUAUAAUUUUAAUACCACUUUCAUUCACAAAAGAGACUAAAGAAAAUAAAAAAUUUU
Drosophila grimshawi is the source of this 2052-nucleotide messenger RNA. RefSeq names its product L-2-hydroxyglutarate dehydrogenase, mitochondrial (gene L2HGDH). The transcript is spliced from 3 exons. The record is from RefSeq and is a predicted model, not a curated record. The coding region runs from base 216 to 1574 and encodes 452 amino acids. Gene Ontology annotation, molecular function: (S)-2-hydroxyglutarate dehydrogenase activity; (S)-2-hydroxy-acid oxidase activity. NCBI's taxonomy places the organism in Eukaryota, Metazoa, Arthropoda, Insecta, Diptera, Drosophilidae.